This is a messenger RNA of Exophiala bonariae, 1614 nucleotides long. RefSeq lists its product as uncharacterized. NCBI's taxonomy places the organism in Eukaryota, Fungi, Ascomycota, Eurotiomycetes, Chaetothyriales, Herpotrichiellaceae. The transcript has a single exon. The coding region runs from base 1 to 1614 and encodes 537 amino acids. The record is from RefSeq and is a predicted model, not a curated record.
AUGACCUCCGUUCUAGUGCUUACCCUCAUUGUGUCUAUAUUGUCGGGAUCGAGCUCUGCGUUACCUGCGGGCGCGGCAAUAUCCAGUCUCCCAAAGACCAAACUUUCCCAGAUUCCUGUUGCAUCUAGCGAUCUGCCUCAGAGCACCGCAGAGACGGCGCAUGAGGUCUCGUUGACACGUACCACCAUCAGAGAGGAGCAGAUACAGGAUUCGAUAAAGGCUUUUUUGUCAAGACAUUUUACACCAAACAAUGUGCGACGGCGCAUUUCUUGGGAUCAGAAUGCCGAGAAAAGAAGCUCGCCGGCAGCUCGCGGUCGUUUCUUCGCUCGACGUAGCGAGCACAACAGGAGGGCAGCAUCCCCAGAGCCUUCGGCUGAUAACAAUCCAUUCGUGUCCACGAAUUCGAACAACACCUUCAUUUCAAAUACAAAUAAUAUCACCAUAUCCCUGAAUGACUCAACACGGACCGUUAGUCCUGCAGAUCGUGAUCCUGGAGAUCUUACCGUUGCAGAUCAAACUGGGGGCAGCUAUUCGAACAGCAUACCCAACCCUUUCUUGAAUACAAAUGUAAUACCAACUCUGGGUCCUUUGCCAAUUCUGUCCACUCUCACUGGGCUAUUUUUCACGGGCACUACUCCAAUUCCUAAUCCAUUCUCCAGUACGGCAGCGGCAACGACGGGGACUGCGACCACAACGGUAGAGGUCUUCACAACCGAAUCAGCUCCUGGAAUUCAGACCCUGCCACCUGUGACCGCGUCAGGAGAGCCUACAGCGGCCGAAACUAUCAGCGGAUUUCAGUCAUUACCACCCACGACGGCAAUCUCAACCCCUGUGGGAGAAGGAGGUGACAUUGAGCCGGUCACCGCACCGGUCACUGUCUCAGAGGAAGCUGCCCCAGCGCCGACAGUGGCCUCCUCGGCGACGACAAGUAUAGUCACCGAUUUGGAAGGCGAUGAACCCCCACCUCCACCACAACAACAAUCAGCGCCUCCACCUCCACCUCCCCCAGCACCACAAGAGCAACCGCCUCCCCUUCCAGUAAUCGUGACGGUAGCGCCUGAAGCAACUGCACCCACUACCGCUGUAGCUGCAGCCGCAACUUCACAGGCACCGCAGGAGCCGCCACCGCCAUUUUCAGCAGCUCCACCAUCUCUGCCAUCUUCACCUCCCGAACCGGCGCCCCAACAACCACCACCAGCGCAACCCCCAGCGACGACACUUCCCGUUAUCGUGACAGUGGCACCCGAAGCAGCACCUCCACCGGCAGAAAGACCAGCGGCGCCAACGGCCACAGAACCAGCAUCAACAGGAAGACCUGGGCCUCCAGCACGCCCUGAGUCUUCCGCAGCACCGCCGUCGCAAGAUAGACCGGAACCUCCAGUACGCCCCGAGUCUUCCACAGCACCGCCGUCGCAAGAAAGACCAGGACCUACCGCACGUCCUCAGCCCUCGAACGAACCAAAUUCGCAAGACAGACCAGAUUCCCCGCCCGGUCCUUCGCGCCCGGGAGACUCUCAAGGCCCGGCAGGAGGAGGAGGAGGAGGUCCACCAGGUCAAAGCAGACCAGGCCCUCCUUCCGGCCAAGGGGGGCCAGGGGGACCAGGUACCCCGUGA